Molecule: messenger RNA, 2491 nt
Organism: Limulus polyphemus (Atlantic horseshoe crab)
Lineage: Eukaryota; Metazoa; Arthropoda; Merostomata; Xiphosura; Limulidae
Exons: 2
Coding region: 148-2394 (748 amino acids)
Source: RefSeq, a predicted model, not a curated record
GAGUAUGGGAGAAUAAAAACGUUCAGUCUAAGAUGGAGGAUGAAUCUUAAAAUUGGAAGUGUUACGUGAGAAAGUUGGCCUUCUGCUAAAAAAAAUUAGGGUCCCUAGUGAAAGAACAGAGGUUUCGAGUCAUCACUAGGACAAACAAUGGACCCAUCGACGUGGUCUGCCUAUACACAACAUUACUCUAGACUAGGUAGUACUGUGGGUUCUUCUCCUGCAUCUUUCUCACAACAAGCUCAACUGAGUGAAUUGGGAUUGUCAUCUACAUUAUCACGUCAAGAUCAUGUUGGAAGUUAUAGUGCUGGAACAACUCCUCAUCCUUUUCUUUUAGCACCUCAUCCAGGAUUAAACCCUCCACAACCUCCUAAUCAUGUUGAGGCAUCAUUCAAUUCUGCCAAUAUUUUGUCUUCUGGAUAUGAACAUAACCUUCUUUCUGCUCAGUUUCAGUCUGCUGCAGCAAAGAGCCAUUUUACUGGACUGCCAACAGGAGCAGGGUUUUUGAAAGCAGCUCGCAAAGAACCAGACUUGAGUGAUCUUCGAGGAGGAUUUGCUCAUCGUGGAAUGACUCCAAAUCACAUGGGUGCUGGUGCCAACAUGGCAGCAGCUAUGACAGGAACUACUGGAAUUGGAUCUGGAGCACUGUUUAAUCCACAUAUGGCUGCUGCUUCAUGGAGACAUUCAAAUAUUGUUAGUCCUGCUGGAAAUCCAUUUGGAUCUUUUUCUUCAGAAACAGUUAUGUCAAGAUCUCUUGCAGUUGAAAACAGUACGGAUAAACUUCAAACUCAAGUGAGCAAGUCUCCCAGAGGAUCCAUUGGGGGACAACUGAAUGAUCAAGACUUAGCUCAGACGUAUAGGAAUAUUUUGCCUUCACCUGCUCGCCCUCCUUCCUCAUUGGUGGAUUCCCAGAAUACUUACUCUUCUCCCCUAACAAGACAAACAGAUUCCUACUUGAAUAGCGUAGCAGAAUUAUACGCUUCUAAACCGGAUUUUCGUGCUUAUUCGUCAAAUUCAAUGAUUCCAGCAUCUCAUAAUUUAGUUUCUCAGCCAUCAUACUCCAGUUCUACAUAUGCUCCUUUAGAUCUUCAUAUGGAAAAACAAAAUGGAUAUAAUACACAAUCAGAACAAAAAAUGUCAGAUGGUACAACUGAUAAAGAGUCAUUCUUACCAACAACAAGUGUAAUUGUUAGCCCUCAGUUUCACCAUAUACAGACUCAGAGACAAGGCCCCAUAACCAAUAGGUCUGGUUCAGAAGAAACCAAUGGUAAUGGAGAAACACUAAUGUCUCAAAAUGUUCAGAACAUUCAUUCGACACAUUCUUCAAAACAUCAGCUUGGAAGUAGUCCUGAAUUUAAUGAAGAGCACAUUUUUAAUUUUGGGAAUAACAUGCAAGAACAUUCACCUUUUGCAUCUUCUGCACCUCCUUCAUCUAAAAGUCAUUGUUCUUCAGGCUCAGCAACACAAGAUUACAGUCCACAAAAUAUAAGUCACAAUACUUCACCUGUUAUGCAAUCAACGUAUCCGCCCAUGAGCACACCAACACAAGCACCAACUCCUGUUCAUCCUUCUCCUUCAGUGUCUGUUGGACAAGCCUAUGUUCCCAAUUCUUUUGUUUCUAGUCAUGAGGAUGCCACUGCCAUAUACUCUUCUGUUAUUACUCAAGCUGGCACUGUAUCUUCAAAUCAGACCAACUUUUCAGCUCAAAGUGAUCCUUCUUCCUCUCCAAAAUCUCGUUAUAAUGGAGAGCAUACAGCAAUUUCUCAAUCUUCUGUUGAAAGCAAUCACCUAGACAUGAGUGAACAGGCAUUCUUUGAUCAGCUACAGAAUCAGAUGCAUUCUCAUAAUGUAGAAGAAAACUGUGUUCUUGAUGUUGUCAGUACUCCUCUUGGUUCUGAUAGCCAGAAUGGUGUUAGUGCCUCCAGAAACCUAAUGGAAGAAGAUCACAAUAUGGUACAUAGCAAUGUACAAGCAGAGGAUCAAGACUCUCCUCUAUGUUCCAUUAAUAGUGCACUUGGAAUGGAAGAAACAAGAACACAGUCAGCAAGUAUGCAGAUGAAUUCCAUGUUGAAUGGACCACAACCACUACAUCCACACAUGCAUCAAUUUACUAACAUGAUGUCAGCUGAAGAAAGGAUGAAAGUUUAUGAUUUUGAUGAGUCACUUGAGCCAGUUGCCAAUCAACCAGAUAAUUUCCAGGUGACGGGUUUUGAAAGAAAACCUGGUAAAAGGGGAAGACCUAAAGGUAGAAAAAAUUUCAAGAAACGCAAAACUAAAAAAAGUACCUGCAUGGGAACUGACAUCAGAAGAUUAUAUGCAGCUGAAAGAAGCACAGAAGAGUUGGACACAUACUCAAAGGUCUUUAAAUGGUUUAGUUACACAGAAUGGUAUCAGUGAAAACCCUUUUCUCCAGUCUUCUCAUACGUCACUGUCAAUACCACAGCAAAAAAGAGUAGCAACUGAUCAUUUACCACAUCAUCAUCAUCCAUCCUCU